AUGGACUUUGAACAAUACGGACAGAGCUCCCAGCAGCCCAGGCAACGGAGAAGAAGAGCUGGAAAGCGGCGAUUGAACAACAAGGCUCCUAUUGCAGCUCGUUUGGCGCUAGAUCCCCAGCUGCGUGGGAAGGUCGGCAUCUUAUCCGAGGAUCUGGCGAACGACCUCUUCCAGCAGCAAGCCCUUCAAGGUAAGUUCCGAACGACCUUAGAAAAGGCCAAUGGCAUGAGUAAUAACAGUUUUGGCUUCUUGCAAUCAGAUGUCACCACUUCCGACGAUGGAGUACUAUAUGUUGCUAUUGCCCCGCAUACCCCGACUUAUACCUCCGUGGAGGAUCAGGCUUGGACGAUCCUCCCCGUGCGCAUCCAGCCUACAGAGAGAUCACCGGUUCCAUUGUCACACUCUACCGUUUUGUUCCCCGAAUCAGCCGAUUCUCUCCAGCCUUUUCUCCAGGCUUUGGGGAAGGUGGACUCCUCGCGCAACUCCCUACAAGCACACCGCUCUGUAGAGAUUCGAAUUCUGGACGUUGCCCCGAUCCACCUCGAUACGAUAUUCGUGACAGUAGAGCGACAUCUCCUCCGCAACCAUGAUGACAUUCAGAAUAAAUUUGGUGGUGGAUUUACGAAUGCGCAGGGGCCUAACGGGCUCUGGGGCAAGGCGGGAAAGGCAGCAGAAGCCAAGAAGUACUCAAAACGAGCCUCUGUGGAUGCUGAACAGCGUCUUACUGCGGCAGUCCGUGAGGCAUUGGGAGCUCAGCGCAUUGUACAUACUGGAGACGUGUUGCCGCUGCCUCUGCCUCCUCAUCCUAUUACCUACGCGCCCCCACCACCUGCGCGAAUUUCAUUCUGUGAGCCUGUUUCGCAAGGUCUAUUGAUAUCUACCACGAAGAUUGUGCUUGUUCAGGCCCGACCUCAAGGCCUUCGCUCCCAACAGACUCUACCCUCCAGAUCAGCGCUUUUGAAACAAGUGGCCGAGGACGAGGCCGAUGACACCUCCAACGAACAAUUCUAUUCCGCGGCGGAAGAUAAGCCCAGUGAAAGUGGGACGGAAAUGGAGGCUACAUCAGCUGCAGAGGAAUCGGAAACAGAGGGCUCCGCAGGCUCUAUGAGUGAUUCGUCGGAUGAUUCUCUCGAAGACAUGAUCUCCCUCAGUGCGCCUGAACUACCUCAGCCACCUUCGGGAGCUAUGUCUGCUUUGACUUCUGCGACUCCUAGAGCUGGUGGCCGAAGAAUGGAUGGAAUCCAUACCCCCGGCUCUGUGGCAUCGAACUUCACAUCGACCACUAUGCGUCCGGGCCGUGGCGGAGGAAAGACCUUCAAGGUUGAAGGUCUCCUACAACAAGUCCCGAAUGAAGUAUUACAUCCCCGGCCUCGUGAUGAUGAAGAUGUCGACUCCUUCGUCUUUGUGGAUAUCAGCACUCUGGCCAAGAUUGGAUGUUUUUCCGGAGAUUGGGUUAGGAUCGAAGCUGCCGAGGAACCCCAGCUUAAUAUGUUCGCCUCACUCAAGUUCGGAAGUUUCAACGACUCCCCUGAAGAUUCUGGCGAUUGGCGCCCGGUCAAGAUCUUUGGCCUUUCAGGUCUACCGUCAUCGAAACCCCGGUAUGCCAUUAAUCACUCCGGCGAACGUCGGCCUAGCAUCUCGCAGCGCCAACCCACACGCUUGACGCCUUCAGUUUUUGUUCCUCCUCUACUCCUUGGAAACAUCGAAAACCCCAAGUACCUUCGGAUCUCUCCCAUGACAUUCGCAACCCCCAACGGAUCCUCUAAGCCUGGCCUCUUGCAUCACAUGAAGAACACUGCUACGAAGAACCCACCUCUGGCCAAGGAAGUCACAUUGCUCAAGGUUUCAACCCCUCUUUCAAUGGAUCGUGUUCUUCAGCCAGCAUUAUUUGCAGGACUCAAGCAGUACUUUGAGUCCCGCCGACGUAUCCUCAAAAGUGGCGAUCUGGUUGGUAUCAGUGUUGACGAAGGACUUGGCAGGGCGGUCUUUUCUGGAACUGCUAGCGGUGACAGUGCCAACCAGGAGGAAGAUAUAACCGCUCGACUUGGCCAGAGCUCCAAUGCCGGCAGUUCCGGGGCCCGCAAAAUUGGUGUGGCCUGGUUCCGCGUUGGUCAGGUGGCUCCGACCACCCUAGAAGAACUUGAGGAAACAGGCGAAGACCAGUGGGGCGGUGUUGCUGUCCUUGACCCGGCCACUACUCGCAUGGUGCAGGCUGGAAGUGACGUGAGCCGUGUGCCUGGUGUGCUCGGCAAUGGGUGGGAGUACUGGCUGGGGGUUAAGACGAUCCCUAAGAGCGUCCAUGAUUCCCCAGCGCCUCAUGGCAUUCUUGCCGAUCCGCCUCAGUCAUUCAUUCCACCCUUGCAGCAGCGUAUCCGUGAUUUGAUGUCUGCUGCUACCAGCCCCAGGGCUAUCCAAUUGGGAAUGAAGCCUGUCUUCAUUCUUCUCAGAUCCCAGCAGAGACAUAUCGGCAAGGCCACUGUCGCGACUCGGGCGGGCGCAGAUAUAGGUCUCCACACAUUCCCUAUUGACGCAUACGAUAUCUUGACCGAAGGAGGAGCGAAUGGUGGCGACGUCAAGACCGAAGCAUACCUCAAGGCCCGAGCCGAACGGGCCUUCCACUGUGGACCAAACUGUACUUCGCUGCUUAUCAAGCAUAUCGAAGUCUUAACUGCUGAUCGCAUCGUCACUGCCUUGACCGAUAUCUUGACUGACGCAAGAGUUGUCAUUGCCACUACCACCGAUGUCGAAACAAUCCCCGAGGGUAUUCGCAGUCUUAUCACUCAUGAGUUUGAGAUGGGCGCCCCGGAAGAAAAGGAGCGCGAAGGCAUUCUGAACAACGCUGUCGCAGAGCGAGGCAUCAAGCUUUCAGCUGACGUGGACCUGGGAACUGUUGCUUUGAAGACUGCGGCACUUGUCGCAGGAGACCUGGUCGAUGUCGUGGAACGUGCUGCUGGAGCGCGAACGGCUCGUCUCGAAGGCCUAGCAGCGGCCAGCAAGAAACUCUCUGGCUCCGAGGUCUUCGUCAGAGAUGUCUUGCUGGCAGGAGGCGAUGGUGCACGGGGUGUCAACAAGGCAGACUUCGACUUUGCUGUUGAGGCUGCCCGCAAAAACUUUGCCGAUUCGAUUGGUGCUCCUAAGAUUCCAAACGUUGGCUGGGAUGAUGUUGGUGGUUUGACCAACGUUAAGGACGCUUUGAUUGAGACCAUUCAGCUGCCACUUGAGCGACCCGAGCUUUUCGCGAAGGGCAUGAAGAAGCGCAGUGGUAUCUUGUUUUAUGGUCCUCCUGGUACCGGAAAGACCCUUCUUGCUAAGGCCAUUGCCACCGAGUUCUCCCUUAAUUUCUUCUCCGUCAAAGGACCUGAAUUGCUUAACAUGUACAUUGGUGAAUCCGAAGCAAACGUGCGCCGCGUAUUCCAACGUGCCCGGGAUGCUCGCCCUUGCGUCGUGUUUUUCGACGAGCUGGACUCUGUCGCUCCAAAGCGCGGCAAUCAGGGAGACAGUGGUGGUGUGAUGGACCGUAUCGUCAGUCAGCUGCUUGCUGAGCUGGAUGGCAUGAACGGUGGCGAGGAGAACAGCGGUGGUGUCUUCGUCAUUGGUGCGACUAACCGUCCCGAUCUGCUUGACACUGCUCUUCUACGUCCUGGUCGCUUCGACAAGAUGCUCUACCUGGGCGUUUCAGAUACACACAGGAAGCAAGCCACUAUUCUCGAAGCUCUAACUCGGAAGUUCGCUCUUCACCCGGAGGUCUCCCUUGACCGUGUUGCUGAACAGCUUCCUUUGACUUAUACCGGUGCUGAUCUGUACGCUCUCUGCUCUGAUGCCAUGCUGAAAGCCAUCACUCGAAAGGCUACGGCCGUUGAUGAAAAAAUCAAGAGUCUGCCUAAUGGACCCGUUAGCACUGCCUGGUUCUUUGACCACCUUGCGACGCCAGAGGAUGUCAAUGUGCUUGUAAUGGAAGAGGACUUCCUGUCUGCUCAAGGAGAGCUGGUUCCCAGUGUUAGUGCCAAGGAACUUGAACACUUUGAACGCAUCCGCGACACAUUCGAAGCAGUAGACAAAUCAAAGCAAGACCCCAAGGCCGCAGCACCACAGACAAUCGCCGAGGCUAUGGAAGCAUUCAGCCUAGGCGAAGGCAUCACAAUAGACGGAACACCAUCAACCAAUGGCGACAAAACCCCAACAGGAAGUAUUCGCGGCCGCAUAAAGAGUCUGAACAAAUUUUCGGGCGGGCCUUCGCGCAGUGCCAGUGGCCAAUCAACAACCAGCAGCAAGGGCAAGGGCAAGAGCAGUAAGAAAGGAAAGGGAGUCCGCGCUGCAGAGUCCGAUGGAUCUGUUGAUGGCGAUGAGGAGGAUAUGGCAGAUGGUGCCAAUGAGGAUGAUGAUGACGACUACAUCGUCCGGACUGCUCACUUGGCGAAUCCAAUGGAGGAGGUUGAAUAG
Messenger RNA from Penicillium soppii, 4440 nucleotides. RefSeq names its product AAA family ATPase peroxin 6 (gene pex6). The record is from RefSeq and is a predicted model, not a curated record. Gene Ontology annotation, biological process: protein import into peroxisome matrix. Gene Ontology annotation, cellular component: cytosol; peroxisomal membrane. Gene Ontology annotation, molecular function: ATP binding; ATP hydrolysis activity. The transcript is spliced from 2 exons. The coding region runs from base 1 to 4440 and encodes 1479 amino acids. Lineage: Eukaryota; Fungi; Ascomycota; Eurotiomycetes; Eurotiales; Aspergillaceae.